ACCGUCCCGCGAUAAGACCUCCUGUGGAGAACAAUGCUCUCACAAUAUAAAGACUCACCUCCACCGGUUUGUUCUCCAACACCUUCAAAAAAAAUGGCCCAAUACAAGUACACUCUCCAGGAAGACUACUCCUUUGCUGGAGGCAUUCCAGAACCCCCAUUCACCAUCCACAAGUCUAUGCAAGGAAAGCUUGACCCCAAAUAUGUGGAGUUUUUCAAUACCAACUUGGCCCAUAAUUCUAACCUUAUGGCCACCCACCGGGUGCCACUUCAAGACAUACGCGCAUCAGGGAAUGUCAUUCCCGGACAGAGCCCGUUGGCAGACGUGAAGGAAACGUUCGAUAUCGAGAUUCCGCGAGUCCACACCUCUGGUCCCCCCAUUCCUGCUCGAGUAUUUGUCCCCAAUGGUAACCCACCUGCUGGAGGGUUCCCACUCUUUAUCUGGUAUCACGGUGGGGGCUGGGUGCUUGGUGGUAUUAGCACUGAAAACUCCUAUUGUACCAACGCAGCCGAACUCGCCCAAUGUGUGGUGGUGACGGUGGACUAUCGGUUGGCCCCUGAAGACCCAUUUCCUGCAUGUGUAGAUGAUGCUUAUGAAGCUGCAAUCUGGGGGCUUGCAUCAGCCCCCACCAUCUUGGGAAUCAAUGGCACCAAGGUUGCAGUGGGGGGUUCUUCUGCUGGUGGAAACUUGACUGCCAUUGUCACAAACAAGUACGCUUCAUCCCCGCUAGCACAAACCUUACCUCCAUUGGCAUUCCAGGUACAAGUAGUUCCUGUCACUGACAACACUGCCACUGCUGAAACCCAGCCAUCAUGGGGGGAAAAUGAGUUCACCGCCCAGUUGCCAGCCGAAAAAAUGUUGUGGUACAGAAGAUUAUACUUGCCCAAUCCUGAAGACGCAGGUAAGCCGGAGUCUUCUCCGUUGUUCUACUCCGAUGAAAGUAUGGCCAAAGUUCCACCAUGUUUUAUUGCUGCUUCUGAGUGUGAUAUUUUGCGGAGCGAAGCUGAAGCGUAUGCGGCCAAAUUGAAGAAAAACGGUGUGGAUACCACCAUCGUCAUCUACAAGGGCAUGCCACAUACGACGAUGGUGAUGGAUGCAGUGAUGGACCAAGGCCGGCAGUUGGUGGCAGAUACCACUGGGGCCUUGAAAAAGGCUUUCUAUGGUUAAAUAGCAAUAUAUUCAAUACGGUAUACGACAUUUCUUACUUCGUCUGGGUGGUGUUGCCGGUGUACAUGUCGUCACAAGUGAUUUUCUUGCGACCCAAUCCUCUCGCCAUACAGUUUUGAAAGAGUUUUCCAUACUCUA
Yamadazyma tenuis ATCC 10573 is the source of this 1305-nucleotide messenger RNA. Lineage: Eukaryota; Fungi; Ascomycota; Pichiomycetes; Serinales; Debaryomycetaceae. The record is from RefSeq and is a predicted model, not a curated record.